AUGUCAGCUAUUGACUUUUCUGAAUUCUCCGAGUACCAAAUUCGCUCAUCACUUGGGAAAGGUGCAUUCGGAGAAGUGUCCAUGAUUCGUACAAGAAAUUCCAGAUUCUGUGCGAUGAAAGAAUUCUCGAAAGAGAAGGCUUACAUGGCCAAGAAUGAGUUUGAGAUUCAUUCUCUAGUUGGCUCCACCCAUAAACAUCAGAAUGUUUGUGAAAUAUUCGCGAUGACUGAGGAAAAUGGGGUACCCCGGAUGUUCCUAGAAAUGGCUUAUUGUGGGGACCUCAGUACUCGGAUUUAUGGUGAUGGAAUGCCGGUACAGUAUGCUCAGAGAUAUUUCCGGCAGUUGAUUGCUGGAUUAGAGCAUGUACAUGGUCUUGGUGUGGCUCAUCUAGAUAUUAAGCCACUGAAUUUGCUGAUCAAAACUGAUGGAACUCUGAAAAUCAGCGAUUUCGGGCUCUCAGUGAAGUUCAUCGGCGAUGACGGCGUGAAGUUGUGGGUCCGACCGGCUGGAACCCGCGCAUACUGGUGUCCGGAAGGCAUGGUGCAUCCCUACAUAGAUGGAGAAGCAGCAGACAUCUGGUCAGCCGGCAUAUGCCUCGUGGAGAUGCUCAUUGGAGACGUUCCAUGGGAGGAACCAACAGAAAAGGAGCUACAGUAUGAAACCUGGCUGAUGAAUGAUGUGAUGGACUGGGAUAUUGACGAUGAUGUCUUUGAUUUGCUGGAAAGAAUGCUCGAAGUCGACACCCCGGCACGUGCCACAAUUAAGGAGAUCAAGAAGGAUGCAUGGUUCCAGAAGGACUACAGUUAUCUGGAGAGGAAGAGGACGAACAAGAGGAAGUUGGUAGAGGUGGAAGUGGAGGAAGAGAACGUCCAACCAGCCAAACGGAAGUGA
Caenorhabditis briggsae is the source of this 891-nucleotide messenger RNA. The record is from RefSeq and is a predicted model, not a curated record. Gene Ontology annotation, biological process: establishment of cell polarity; protein phosphorylation; DNA damage response. The transcript is spliced from 3 exons. Gene Ontology annotation, molecular function: protein kinase activity; ATP binding. Gene Ontology annotation, cellular component: cytoplasm; nucleus. Lineage: Eukaryota; Metazoa; Nematoda; Chromadorea; Rhabditida; Rhabditidae. Bases 1 to 891 code for a protein of 296 amino acids.